This is a messenger RNA of Vombatus ursinus (common wombat), 416 nucleotides long. It is a transcript of the gene NDUFA1, whose product is annotated as NADH:ubiquinone oxidoreductase subunit A1. The record is from RefSeq and is a predicted model, not a curated record. The coding region runs from base 108 to 329 and encodes 73 amino acids. The transcript is spliced from 3 exons. NCBI's taxonomy places the organism in Eukaryota, Metazoa, Chordata, Mammalia, Diprotodontia, Vombatidae.
CGGUGCGGGGGCUACUGGUACGGGAAGCAACUCCAGUCACCUUAACCCCGCGGCCGGAGUAGUAUCCGCGGUCAGUUACAGUCCGUGGCCCCGGACCUCCUGCCGAGAUGUGGUUCGAAAUUCUGCCCGGACUGGCAGUUAUGGGCAUAUGUCUGACGAUCCCGGGAAUUAGCACCGCUCUCAUCCAAAAGUACAGCAAUGGGGGCAAGGAAAAGAGAAUUGCCCGUAAUCGAUACCAAUGGAAUCUGUUGGAGAGAGACAAGAGGAUCUCUGGAUUCAGUCAUUAUUAUGAGGCUAAGGGGUUGGAGAACAUAACUGAAGACGAAUAAGUGACCCAUGAUGCCCAUCUUCGUGAUUGCAGAACACUUCUAGGAGAUGUUGUCUGGUGCCCAUUAAAGACAAAACAACUACCCAGA